AUGACAAAGCCAAUGCCAUCCUUCCAUCUCUUCAGACAGCUUCCAACAGAGCUGCGACAGCAAACAUGGCAGUACUGCCUUCCACAUCGAGUUUUGAACUCGAUUACCCACUCUGACACAAUUGUCUUCUGGUUGGAUAGGGAAGACAAAAACCUCUUACCUUCGCCAUGUACCCUUAGACAUACAACGCGCCAAAAGCCACUUAUCAGCCGUGUUUGUCGUGAAUCACGCUCCGUCGCGACCCGAUCAGGUGGUUUUGUCACAGAUCGCGACCCUGAUCGACCCUCUGAUACUGAGUGGUAUUCAGACUUCGAGUUCGCGGAUGCCUGGGUAGACAAGACCCGUGGUGCACCUCACCUCAACUGCACUGCAGUGUAUGAAGGUCUAUAUCAGUACUAUGGCAACCCCCUCAACUGCAUGAUAUGGGAGGCCCAGCGAUUUUCUGCCACUCCUUCUAUCACGUUUGGGUUACAGAACUCCCGUGAAUUCGCAACUCAAUAUUAUAGAAUCGAACUACCGGAUGGGCGAUUCGAUUGCACCAUGCCAAAGCCUGACAACAAGAUUGAAUUUGUCAACGCCUUCAAGCAAGUGCCUAGCUGGCUAGUCGUCAUGGAUACCAUUGUCGUGCAAUCAGACCUCCGCUCUGCAGCAGCCACAGGUCUAUUCGGCCUGCUAGGAGAUGCCCCAGUACAGAUCAUCCCAAUCUCCGAGGAGACCAAAAUCAACAGUUUCUACAAUCUAGCCGAGCGCUGCGAACGUGGACGAAAUGGCAUUGCUCCACAAGAUUUCACGCGAAAAUCUGCUGAUGAGAUGAGGCAAGAAUUGAGACGUGAGGUUUGGUUAAGCUUCCGAUCAGAGGAUCUGGCUGCGAUCAUGCAUCCGGCUAUCAUGUUUCGACUUUGUACGCAAAUGUGCAAUCACAGCGUUGAGGCUCACAUUUGA
Molecule: messenger RNA, 942 nt
Organism: Aureobasidium musti
Lineage: Eukaryota; Fungi; Ascomycota; Dothideomycetes; Dothideales; Saccotheciaceae
Source: the annotation of a GenBank genome assembly